UUCGAUCGGUAUUCGACCGACAUUUUCGAUCGAAAUUCCGCACGAGCUUAGCACGAAUGAUGAAAACCGGGUUCACGGCGAUAACCAGCAAGGGACUGGUCAGCCUCAGCUUCUUAACCGUGAUAUUGGCCACACGAAAUGCCGAUCUUGAGGAUGUGCACCUGCGAAUGAACGAGGACGAGUUGAAGCACACUUUCUCACCCCUCGCUUCAACAAGUAUACCGGAGUACGAGGUAGUAUCUCUAGAAUGGCCGAGAUUGCACAGAAGAGCUUCAAGUGCGGGGACAAGAAUACGUAUGAAUGCAUUUGGCAAGGACAUCGAGCUGUGGCUACAUCCGACCGAAGGGACUCUCGCGGCUUAUGACACCCCCGUAAUCCUCGCUGAAUCUUCUACCUCGACGAAGACGGGCGUUCGGUUUACCAAAAUACCUGAUGGGGCGAUGAGCGUCGUCGGAAGAAUUUUAGAGGACAGAGAAAAACGAGCUACGUUGCUCGUAAAAAGAAGCAUCGACGGUCAUAAUUACAUUUCCGGCAACGUUGGCUCCGAGGGCUGGAUCGUAAGGCCAUUGCCCGAUCGAUUCAACGAUGAAAAUGUUGCGGCACCGAAUAACUUUUCAUCGGACCCGAGAAUCGAAGAGUACGACGCGCCUCGUUUACACGUUAUCUACGCGAGUCCCGAAUCAACUCGAGAAGGAGCUUACCUCGAAAAACCGAUCGGGAGCGAAAAUACGGGAAAAAUAUCAUCGAGAUUGAAACGAACUGCUGCCACUCCGGAUCUUGUCUAUCCACAAAUUCUCGUAUUUGCCGAUUACGCGACUUACAGGCUUCACGGUGAAAACGUAUCGCGCCUUUUGGAAUAUUUACUCCCAUUUUGGAACGGAGUUGAUUUAAGAUACCGAAGUUUAGAAUUUCCGAAAGUGAGACUGAACAUCGCGGGAAUAGUGAUAGCCACGGAUUCCACAGCACUUUCUUUCAUAAAAAAUAACAAAGUCAGUGAGAAGGUGCUCAACAUUUUCGGCGCGGUUUCCGACUUUAGCAAAUUUAUGCCAAACGUUCAAUCGUCUUUUCCAUUUUCGAAAUAUGACGUUGCGAUCACCCUCUCACCAUUCGCCAUGUGUUCACCGCAAACUUCUGGUUCCUGUCCGAUCGGAACCCUGGGUAUAGCUUAUCGGGCGGGAGCUUGUUCCAUUGUGAAACGAGGUACUCCAAUGAAUUUGGGGGUAGCUGUAGUUCAGGACAAAGGGGCUUUCGAUGGAAUGCAUACGGCUGCCCACGAAUUGGGCCAUUUAUUCGGAGCGGACCACGAUGGUCUGGGAGGAUCCUCGUGUCCGAGUGACACGGGUAAUAUAAUGGCUUCGACCCCGAUACUCACGAGAAACUCGCAGGACUGGUCCAAAUGCAGCUUAAUCGCGUUCGAUAAAUUUUUCAACUCCGACGCGGCAAGCUGCAUGUUCAACGUGCCAGUACCUUCGACGAGCGUGAAGCGAAUUUUGCCAGGAGAACUGAUGACGUUGGACGAGCAGUGCGCCAAGCUCGAAGGAACAAAAAUGUGUCAACAAAUUUCACCAAAUGUCAAUCCUUGUAUAAAUCUGAGAUGCGUUUGGUCUAGAAAUAGAAAUUAUUGCAUCGAGAUGAGCAACGCUGGUGCCGAUGGCUCCAUUUGCGGUGACAAAAAAAUCUGCGUUCACGGUAGAUGCCUGUCAGAGAGCGAAUUAUUAGCUCGAUAGGAAAACAACAACGAAUGACAAUCCGCUCGAUCGAUCGCCACUGAGCGACAAAAAUUGUUUGUAAUACCGUAUAUACCUGUAUAUGAACGAUGUAAUAAGGUUAUGCGUACUGGUAUGACGAAUUGGACAGAUUAGCGAAUACCGCCGUCCUCGAGGUCACCACAAUUACAAAAAUAAACAAACGAUACUGUAAUAAA
This is a messenger RNA of Venturia canescens, 1924 nucleotides long. RefSeq names its product venom metalloproteinase 3-like. Gene Ontology annotation, biological process: proteolysis. The record is from RefSeq and is a predicted model, not a curated record. NCBI's taxonomy places the organism in Eukaryota, Metazoa, Arthropoda, Insecta, Hymenoptera, Ichneumonidae. The transcript has 14 exons. The coding region runs from base 57 to 1727 and encodes 556 amino acids. Gene Ontology annotation, molecular function: metalloendopeptidase activity.